CAGUCCAGUCUUUCUUGGAGAUGGGAAAUGGUAAUUCAUUAGGUAGUAGAAUGUGGGGGCAGAAAAGAAUAAAUAUCACUGAUCACAGAGAGACAGACAGAAAAAAAUACUCUCACUUCCACAUAUAAUCCCAAUUUAGACCCUUCAAUCAACCUAACCUUUCUGUCUGUGUACUGUGAGGGAAACAGGAGAAACCUCAGAAAACUCAUGCAAAUGCAGGCCACUCCACUGGUAUGCAAUGAUCACACUAGAAUACCUGCAAGAUUGGUACAAACAUCAAUAAAACUAGCAUUUAUCAAAUAACUAAAAACAUAUAGUGUCACAGUAAAAUUAGAGUUUUGGAGGAAAGCAUCUUGAAGAACAAAGUCAAAGGUGACUAAGGGCCAUUUGAAUUGUAUUUGAAAGUGUGCAGAGUUCCUAUUGGUCAGCUGGAUGUUGAGGUGUGUGUAGGUGGCACUGAUCACAUAGCUGGUUGCUAUAAAAGCAGGGUGAUUGCUGUUCAGCAGCCACGGAUCACAUCAUAAACUGACUGAUAGCAAAUACGGUCUCUGAAAACUGAUCUGUGUGGCUUGUUGUCCAAACAGUAACAGAUAUGGGAAAAAGCAACUUUAAACUGGCACUAUACCUCGUACUCAUUGCUGCCUGUGGCUUGGAAGGAAGCAUUGAACGUAACACACAAAUUUAUAUGGGGAAAAAGAACUGGACACAAGCACGACUAUUCUGCCAGACAAAUUAUGUUGACUUGGUUACUUGGGACAUGAUAAAUAUGAAUGUUAUGAUACCAUUUUUGGGCAAAAUGAAUAUCCCAUACAUUUGGAUUGGUCUACUCAGAGAUCCUGAAGAUGACUCAGUCUGGAAGUCUAUAAAUCUAAGAACCGGUAAAGGUGUCUCAGGUGAUGACCUCUCACGUACCAUCAAAUGGGCCUCUGCACAGCAGGACUACUGUGCAGUUGUAGGAAAUGACCUCAUGUGGUACAGUGCACAAUGUUCAAGUAUCAAUAAUGUCUACUGUUCCCAAGGUGAUGUAAUCCAGUACCACAGUGUUAUGCUCAGUUGGUAUGACGCUGUAAAGUACUGUAUGGAAAACUAUGGUUACCUAGCCACUGUCACCCAGGUAAACUCAGGUGAUAUUGACAAAGGGGGCUGGAUUGGACUGUAUCGAGUGGGGGGCAAGACCUGGAACUGGACGGGUAGUUUAGGAUCUAGCUACAGAAACUGGGCACCAGGACAGCCAGUCACUGCAGACUGUGGCUCUGUAGUUGCUUCUACCGGAGGCUGGGUAGCCUAUGCAUGCUCUAAAGAGUUUUACCCUUUUUGUUUUGUUGACAACCUGGUGGUGGUGAAUGAGAACAAGACAUGGGAGGAUGCCUUGAUUCACUGCAGAAGGAUGAAAACAUCAUGUUCUGGCUGUAAGUACGACCUCCUGAGCCUGACCGAUGUCUCUCAGUACAACUAUGUCAGAGACAGGAUCUACAGAGCAACUACUGAUGAGGCUUGGAUUGGCUUGCGCUUCAUGGGAGGAAAAUGGUUUUGGUUAAAUGGAGACAAACCAGGUCCCAAAGAUAUGCUGCCAGACUGUCCGCCCAACUGGGAACACUGUGGGACUUUGUCCAAAUUUGACACAAACAGCAUGUGGAUGAUCAGGGACUGCGCAGAAAGAAGAAACUUUGUCUGCAUACAAGUAACCCCAUAGUCAAUGAAACUGGCAGCUUAACAUCAAAUGCUACAAUAAUGCUUGUUCUAUCAGUUCUUUAGCAUAUAUUUAAUUAGUGUAUACCUCUAAGUUUGAUUUUAAUAUUAUUAGUCCUUUCAUUGUAACACAUUUUAUGCAAUAUACUUAUGUAACGAUCUCUGAAAACAAUGGUGUACUCUGAGGUUGUAGAUACUUUGAAAUGAGAAGUGCAGAUGAUGUUUCACUUGUUGUGUUUAAACCUCUGCAUCCAACAUAUAAAUUGUCUCGGUUUGCCUUGCUUUUCAUUUAUAAUUAAUUUUUCAUUACCAUGAAAUCAUGACUUGCUGCUGCUACAGUGGUGCAGGCUCCUAAUGUUGGCUCUGUUGAGGUUAUAGUAAAAUAUUUCAAUUCAACAACCAUCUCAAACAACUCUAGCUCUCAAAACAUGUGAGAAUAUUAUUUAGUUUUUUAAAAUACUCAGUCUGUACUGAUAUAUUUCUUGUUUGC
Messenger RNA from Oreochromis niloticus (Nile tilapia), 2179 nucleotides. Its product is annotated as macrophage mannose receptor 1-like. NCBI's taxonomy places the organism in Eukaryota, Metazoa, Chordata, Actinopteri, Cichliformes, Cichlidae. The record is from RefSeq and is a predicted model, not a curated record. Bases 593 to 1693 code for a protein of 366 amino acids. The transcript has 3 exons.